AUGACUGAAAAUAAUCGAUUUUGGAUCGACGUUCUCCGUGACUAUGAUAGCGAACGGAUCUUUCCAUUACCAUAUGAUCGGCAUCCGAUUCCGAAUGAGAAACGAUCUGAUCAAGUUUGGUCGAGCACCUUCGAAUUUGAUUCAGAAAUGUUACAAAUAAUUCAUCAGCAUGCCGAAGAACUGAAUACCACAAUCGAAAAUUUACUUUUCAGUGUUUAUUAUAUUUUCCUAUUUAAAUUAACAAACGGUGAGAUGGAUCUCUAUGUCGGGCGAAAUAUUUCCAUCGACCACAGCAUUCCAUUUUAUCUUCGUAUUGGCCCUACAUGGAGUUUUGUUCAACUUCUCAAACAAGUUACUCAAAUGUCAGCAUGCACUAAACAACAUGCCCAUCUACCACUAUCAUCCAUACACUCUCUCAAGCAUCCAUUGAAAUUUCCUGUUGUCUUCUAUUAUGGUAGACAAUUACUCCAACAGAGCCCAUCCGAUCUUUCAUUGUGUAUUGUUCACGAUGAACAGCUCAACACUCUUCAAUAUCAAGUCCAUGCAUCAGCUCACCUUUUCGAUCAAUCGACAACACAACAGCUAUCUCAACGAUUUCAACGCCUCACCCAUCAACUAUUUACUUCCUUCGAUCUCAACAUCCAACCCAUCUAUCAGCUUUNGUUAGAUUGA
This is a messenger RNA of Adineta ricciae, 672 nucleotides long. NCBI's taxonomy places the organism in Eukaryota, Metazoa, Rotifera, Eurotatoria, Adinetida, Adinetidae. The record is from the annotation of a GenBank genome assembly.